Eublepharis macularius is the source of this 2235-nucleotide messenger RNA. It is a transcript of the gene ALAS2, whose product is annotated as 5'-aminolevulinate synthase 2. The coding region runs from base 16 to 2139 and encodes 707 amino acids. Gene Ontology annotation, biological process: hemoglobin biosynthetic process; erythrocyte development; heme biosynthetic process. Gene Ontology annotation, molecular function: pyridoxal phosphate binding; 5-aminolevulinate synthase activity. NCBI's taxonomy places the organism in Eukaryota, Metazoa, Chordata, Lepidosauria, Squamata, Eublepharidae. Gene Ontology annotation, cellular component: mitochondrial matrix; mitochondrion. The record is from RefSeq and is a predicted model, not a curated record. The transcript is spliced from 12 exons.
ACCCAUCAGCUUUCUAUGGCAGACUGGGGGGAUGGCGUAUUAGUGAAAGACGACCGGUUGCUGAAAAGCUCGCAUGACAUGUUGCCUGCCUUGAAGACAACCUGGGCCGGGAUGUCCCGAUUCUCUUCCCUUUGGAGCUGCAGCUCCCUUCGGCAUCCUGAAGCUGGCGGGUGGGGUCAGGAGCUCCAAGCGGCUGUGCAAGUACAGGAGGGAGCUCAGAGGUUGUUCGGCCUCAGGGCAGGUCAACAGCUAGAGAAGAAGGGAGCUGGCGGGGCGAGCGGCUGCCUCUUUGACCUCAUUGUCCUGCCUCUUGAAGGAUCGUCAAAACAGUGUUGGAAAGCACCAGUGAACCAUCUUGUCUCCUCUCUUUUUCUGGGCAGCAAAACUGGCACGAUGGCCUCCCUUCUGCAGUGCUGCCCCUUCCUGAGCCGUGACCCGACUAUCUUCCUCCGCAAAGUUCGCCCCUGGCUGAUCAGCAGUGCUGAGCGCUGCCCUGUGAUGGUGGCCCGUACUCUCUCCUGCUCGGCUUCCCACCUGCAGCAUGAAAAGGAGCCCUGCGGAGGAACUGGCCCCGUGUCUCUUCCUGCCACCCAGUGCCCCUUCAUGGAGUCUGAGCGCCAGGGUGGGCAGAAGUCCUUUGUGCAAGAGGCCAAACCCGAGCUGCAAGAGGACAUCAGACCUUUCAAGUCAGGUAUGCUGAGCUCUUUACUCCGUGAGGUGCAAACCAGCCUCAGGAGGAAAUUGCUGGACUCUGAGGAAGUGACACACCUCCUUCGGGACAACAUGCCAGGGAGCUCCGUGUUCGACUACGAUGAGUUUUUCAAGGCAAAGAUACUGGAGAAGAAGCAGGACCACACCUACCGGAUCUUCAAAACCGUGAAUCGCCAGGCGGGUGCAUAUCCCUUCGCUGAGGACUAUUCUGACACCAAAAAUGAAGCACGAAAGGUGUCUGUCUGGUGCAGCAACGACUACUUGGGCAUGAGCCGCCACCCUCGAGUGCUGGCAGCCAUACGGGAGACCCUAGAUCUUCAUGGAGCUGGUGCUGGAGGCACCAGGAAUAUUUCUGGCACCAGCCAGUUUCAUGUGGAACUAGAGCAGGAGCUGGCCAGCCUGCACAAAAAAGACGCUGCCCUGCUUUUCUCCUCUUGUUUUGUGGCCAACGACUCCACUCUCUUCACUCUGGCCCGCAUGAUGCCAGGGUGCGAGAUCUACUCGGAUGCUGGGAAUCACGCCUCCAUGAUCCAGGGCAUCCGAAACAGCGGCGUGCCUAAGUAUGUCUUCCAGCACAACGAUCCCAGGCACCUGGAGGAGCUCCUGAGCCAGGCUGAGCCCAGCACCCCGAAGAUCGUGGCCUUUGAGACUGUGCACUCCAUGGACGGUGCCAUCUGCCCCCUGGAAGAAAUGUGUGACGUGGCGCACCGCUAUGGAGCCAUUACCUUCGUGGACGAGGUCCAUGCCGUGGGACUCUAUGGGGCCAAUGGGGCCGGCGUUGGUGAACGUGACAAAGUAAUGGGCAAGAUAGACAUUGUCUCUGGCACCCUGGGAAAGGCUUUUGGCUGCGUGGGGGGCUACGUGGCCAGCACGGCUUCCCUGAUCGACACGGUGCGCUCCUACGCAGCCGGCUUUAUCUUCACCACUGCCCUGCCCCCCAUGGUGCUGGCGGGGGCCCUGGCAUCCGUCCGGAUCCUGAAGAGCCCUGAGGGGCAGAUGCUGCGCCGCGCCCACCAGCGCAACGUUAAACACAUGCGCCAACUGCUCAUGGAUGCGGGGCUGCCCGUGAUCAGCUGCCCCAGCCACAUCAUUCCCAUCCGGGUUGGAGAUGCAGCCUUAAACACAAGCCUCUGUGACCUGCUUCUGUCCAAGCACAACAUCUACGUCCAAGCCAUCAACUACCCAACUGUGCCCCGGGGGCAAGAGCUGCUGCGACUGGCCCCCUCCCCUCACCACACCCCAGACAUGAUGAACUGCUUUGUGGAAAAGCUGUUGGCAGCCUGGGGUGAAGUGGGCCUGCCUCGGGAGGACCCGGCCUCCCCCAAGUGCAACUUCUGCCACCACCCAGUCCAUUUCGCCCUCAUGAGUGAGUGGGAGCAGGAUUACUUCGGCAACAUGAGGCCCCAGUACAUCACACUUUCUGCCUGAGGAGCAAGCUGGGACAGCCACAACAGGAAGAGAGGCGUUGCCAAGUUGGGGCAGGCAGGGUGGGGUGGGAGAACAUAAUAAAGCUCAACAACUGGG